Messenger RNA from Ahaetulla prasina, 3172 nucleotides. Its product is annotated as aurora kinase A and ninein-interacting protein-like. The record is from RefSeq and is a predicted model, not a curated record. Gene Ontology annotation, cellular component: centrosome; spindle pole. The coding region runs from base 1820 to 3172 and encodes 450 amino acids. The transcript has 3 exons. NCBI's taxonomy places the organism in Eukaryota, Metazoa, Chordata, Lepidosauria, Squamata, Colubridae. Gene Ontology annotation, biological process: spindle organization.
UUUCAUGCAGAGAGCUCCUAAUAAGUCAGAGGUCUUCAAACUUGGCCACUUUAAGAUUUGUGGACUUCAACUCAAGUCCACAAGCUUUCAAGUCCACAAGCCUUAAAGCAGCCAAGUUUGAAGACCUCUGUAAUAAGGGUUGCAAGGGAAUUACUCAUAGGAGUACGCAUGAAGGUGAACAGCGUUUGCACGGGGGAAUCCUGACCGUGGAGUUGAGAUUUGCUGUCCUGAGAAAUCCCAAAGGUGCUUUUUUUCUCCCCGGUGGCAACUGGACUUAAUUGUUUUUUUCUUUUGAAGACGUUUCGCUUCUCAUCCUAGGAGCUUCUUCAGCUCUGACUGGAUAGUGGAGACCUGUUGGAGCUGAAGAAGCUUCUUGGAUGUGAAGCGAAACGUCUUCAAAGAAAAAACAAAAUCCAGUUGCCUCCUGAAAAAAAGCACCUUUGGGACAACCAUGACCUGGAUGACUGAGAAUCUCUACAGACUUCUGACUUGAGAAGGUUCCCCAUCCAACCCCAGAGGUCCCUUUGGGCAGAGGGGGGCCAUCCAUAGCACCUUAAGAGAGCAGUUCCUGGGAGAAGUUUGGGACUUGUGCUGCAGAGACUUCUCAUAAAACCGGGGUGCAGCCUACCUGUCCUUUCCUGAUGUGAGGUCAGGGGUGAAAUCCAGCAAGUUCUGACAGGUUCUGGAGAACUGGGAGCUGAAAUUUUGAGUAGUUCAGAGAACCGGUAGUGAAAAUUUUGAGUAGUUUGAGUAGUAGUAAUAGUAGUAGUAGAAAUUUUGAGUAAUAGUUUGAGAACAGGCAAAUGCCACCUCUGGCUGAUUCCAGAAUGGGGUGGGAAUGGAGAUUUUGUAGUAUCCUUCCCCUGGAGUGGGAUGGGAAUGGAGAUUUUGCAGUAUCCUUCCCCUGCAGUGGGGUGGGAAUGGAGAUUUUGCAGUAUCCUUCCCCUGGAGUGGGAGGAAAUGGAGAUUUUGCAGUAUCCUUCCCCUGCUACGCCCCCCAAGCCACACCACGCCCCCCAAGCCACGCCCACAGAACCGAUAGUUUAAAAAAUGGUUUUCACCACUGUGUGGGGUGUAUGUCUAAUAAACAUGUGUGAGCAGGCUUGCUUUGAGCAAAGUCAGUCCAAAGCUGAGCAGUGUUGGGCCUAGUUGAUCUUUGGGUGGGAGACCACCAAGAGAUUCCGGGGCUGUGGAAUAUUUUGGGAGUUGAAAAAUGAGGAAGGUAGAACAUGCUAUAUUGCUGCCAGGAAAACUAGUACUGACCAUGGUCGGUAUUGUUGUUUGGAAUGGAGCUGAGCACAAGGGAGUUUUUAGUUGUUUGAAUGCCUGGAGUUUCUUUUCAUGAGCCUUUCUAUCCUAUUUUAAGAAGAAUUAAGAAUUACAAUUAAUAAAUAAAAUAAGAAGACAUUACAAUUACAGUAUGGCCGGAUGGGGAAUUCUGGGAAUUGAAGCCCACACACUUUAAAAGUUGUCAAGGUUGAGCAAACAUGCCCACCUUUAAUUUUAUGAUUUUUAAUUUUUUGUAUGUGUGCAAAUCCAGUCAGUCUUGAUUACUUUAUGGUUGAGUAGAUGUGCAAAUGGGUGAGUUAAUUUGGUGGCCAAGUGAUUUGGUAAGGAAUUUGUGCAUAGGUAACCUUAAUCUGAGCACACUCAAAAGCCCAUGAGGAAGUUGCACUUACAAAUUGGUUAAGAUUCUUGGACAUUUCAGCAUUACAAAGGUUAAGUCAGUUGGGAUUCUUUGAUUUUGCACUCUGGUUUUUGUUCACAAACGUCCUCCCGAGCUUCGAUACUUUUAGGAUGCGUUUUGAGGAGUUCCCUGAUGUGCGUCUUCUCUUUGUUUUCAUCCUGGAGGAUAUUCCAUGUAAUCCGAAGGCAGAAAAUGAAGAGGAAAGGCAGAAACGCUGUUGGAAAGCUGCAGGACUCUUGCGAUGUGUGGCUGGAUCCUUCAGCACUCAAAAGACGCAAAGUGAUGAAUGUUGCCACUAAGUCACCCUUAACUCUCCUGGGCCAGAAAUCCCAUCGUCCUGCUGCAAUAAUUGGACCACCUCAUCCAUGCACUAAACAAACCACUAUUUCUACUUUCUUCACUGCUCAGAAAGCAGGUACAGUCUUGAUUUUUUUUCUCCCAAGCAGGAACAAUUGUAAGGUACUCAUGACAUGGAAAGAGAAUUGUCUUCACAGAAAUAAUUACCAAUUUGAUUCAUUAUGCACACUGCACUGUAACAUCCACAGACCAAAUGGCCCAAGUUCUUUUCUAAGCCGCCAUAGACAAAUCAAGCGUACCGUGUUGUGGGAAAAACCCACAGAACCAAACAAGCAGUUAAUGACCUCCGCAUCAAACAACGUUGUCAAUCUAAAAGACUCUGAAUUGCUUAGAGGGGAAAGGACCAGGGCCUGGGCUUCUGUCCUUCAACCAUCGAGCCUGCAGGACCGCCAAAGGCAACCUGCAAAGGCAGCAACCUGCAAUUCUCUCCCCGCUCGAGCACAGAGCCAUGCCAGCAGCCCCCCUGUUGCUCAGAAGGCUUUUCUAACUACAGAUCUCAUUCAGCAUCUGGAAGAAAAGGGGCCGCUUCAGCAGCAGGUGGCUCCGGUGUCCCCCCUGAAAAAGAAAAACGAUGGCUGGCAAAGAGAAGAGAGCCCCGCUUUGUUUUCUCAGAGAAGCCCAAGUCUUAAAAUAAUUUCGAACCAAAGAGCAGAUGCAGAGAAACGGCGCAGACUCCCUUCCUCUUGGGUGGGUGCUACUUUUGUGGACUCCUCUGACUCUGAAAAUAUGGAUCCUGAACUGGAAGAAAACCUACCAGAAGCAGCAUAUUUGGAUUUCAACCAAACUGGAUCCUGUAGAAAGUACACUAGCUAUGAGAACAGCUCCCUUGUUUCAACUCAGCGGCUGUUCACACAGGACUCCGAGGGCUGCAGAGUAAUUCUGCACCGCCCUGAAGGAGAAGGAAGCCAGCCGUCCUUGCCAAAGGCUCUCUGGUGGGGCAAAAGGACCCCUGUAAGAAGCGCCUUCAAUAACAGGAGCUGCUUUAGGGACGGUUGGGCUGGAGACAGACGCCCCCCUGGGUCUCUGGGCAGGCGCGGCGUUCCUCCUCUGACAGAACAUAGUGAAAAGUCAUGUUAUGACUUGCUAUUCACAGAGGAUUCGGAAGGCAACAAAGUCAUUAAACACUAA